This is a messenger RNA of Encephalitozoon cuniculi GB-M1, 357 nucleotides long. RefSeq lists its product as uncharacterized. Bases 1 to 357 code for a protein of 118 amino acids. NCBI's taxonomy places the organism in Eukaryota, Fungi, Microsporidia, Unikaryonidae. The transcript has a single exon. The record is from RefSeq and is marked provisional.
AUGGACGAGAGGAGGAAGAGAAAGGCAAAGGACCAGCUAUCUCCGUACUCAAACCCCGACGAGGAGAAUGACCGGCACAACACAGCUAUAGAGCCGUCUCCAUCAGCGAGUAGGAAGAGAGCUAAAGCAAGGGUUGGGGAUCUGGGAACGAUUGCAGACUCGGGUCCGCUAAAGGGGGUGCUGAGCUCUGUGAAUAUCCUGAAGCCAAGGAUAAGAAGUGACAGGAUAAGUGGGUUGAACAGAUGCUUUGUCAACGCUGUGCAGAAGGUAGUGGAGAAGGAGUCGAACAAGAGCCUUCUGUAUCUGUUUAGGCAGUAUGAGAAGUACUACGAGGAGCUGAAUGAGGCAAGCGAUUAG